Messenger RNA from Gregarina niphandrodes, 1413 nucleotides. RefSeq lists its product as hypothetical. The record is from RefSeq and is a predicted model, not a curated record. Bases 1 to 1413 code for a protein of 470 amino acids. The transcript has 2 exons. Lineage: Eukaryota; Apicomplexa; Conoidasida; Eugregarinorida; Gregarinidae.
AUGCAAUCUAAGGAGUAUUUCGUCAAGUUGGAUUCUGCGCAGUUAGCAGGCUGUUUGGGUGUGUUAGAAGGCGCCUUGGCAUCAGAAUGGUCGGCAGGUGAUCGUAGCCGAUAUGCGUCGGUGUUGUUGCAUAGAUCGUUGGUGUUCGUUCGUAUGGGUAUAUACGAUAACGCGGAGAAAGAGUUGUGUCAACUGUUGGAGUUGUUUGGUUGGGAAGGAUUGUGUGGUGUGCGGUCAUUUCUAAGAUUGACUGAGCUGUAUGCUCAGGGGUUCCACUGGCUACCAUGUCCACCUACCCCAGUGUUAUUUGAAACACCUGCCGCCGUGCUUACUACCGCCGUCCUGCUCCAAGCUGAAGUACGUCGGUCCACAUCUCACUCGCUUGAAGCGAUCGAUCUUCUCUCCGCCUAUGCCACCUUCUGCAAAACCUUCCCCACUAUACCCUGGAGCAAGUUAUGCCCUAAUGUUUCACAAACGGUGGUCCUACACUGGGCUGCCGCAGUCCCACUACCCACUGUCGCCGCCAUCUGUGAAAUACGCGCAUCCCAUAUCACUCUCGCCGCCACUGACAGCAUCGCAACCGCACUCGAAUAUCUCGCACAACGCAACGAACCCCGUCCCGCCAUUGGCAUUGCCGGCAUGGGCCCUAUCGUCGCUAGCCCCAUUGGGAGCGGCCCCAUUGGGAGCGGCCCCAUGGGGGGCGGCCCCAUGGGGGGACCUUUAGGGGGACUCGGUUCCAGCUCCAUGAAACCCAUCGGCAGCCUUGGCUCCGGCUCCAUGGGGGGGUUUAUAGGAAACCUUGGCUCCAGCUCCAUCAGGGGCUCUGGCCCCAUCGGGGGCUCUGCGCCGUUGCCGGGGUCGUUGUUGAUGCUGUUGAAGUACUUUGCGGACUUGGGUGACCGCGAACAGUGUCUGAAAUUGCACCGGCAGCUGGAGGUAAAUUUCCCGCGUGCGGCCAAGGUGAGCAAGGCCGUGGUGGAGCAAGCGGCUUCGAGCCCACAAGGACACCUGCAAUGCGGGAAGGCGGCGGAAGCGUUGACCGAGGGAAGCGAGUUGUCUCUGGGAGCGCGAACACUCAUCAUAGUAACGCAGAAGUGUAACGGUGUAGUGUCGCUCUGCACGAACUCACUCGACCUGCCGGGCGCGGUGGAACUAUCCUGGCGCGGUGUCAGCGACGUACUUAACGCCGGAAUCUCCAAAGAGAGCCCUAAGCAACAGUUGCCUAACAUUACCGUCUUGGAUAGCACCACCCGCAAACUUGCUGUCCUAGUGCCCACUCUCAUACGCAACACACGACUACUCAACAAGCUUCUUCCCGCUCGUACCUCGAAAGACACUUUGUUGCGACAACUCAUUACCGAGGCCGGCUACGGCGACAAAGAAGUAAUCCUCAACGCGUUCGCCUACUUCUAA